Exophiala aquamarina CBS 119918 is the source of this 564-nucleotide messenger RNA. RefSeq lists its product as uncharacterized. Gene Ontology annotation, molecular function: dioxygenase activity. The coding region runs from base 1 to 564 and encodes 187 amino acids. The transcript is spliced from 2 exons. The record is from RefSeq and is a predicted model, not a curated record. Lineage: Eukaryota; Fungi; Ascomycota; Eurotiomycetes; Chaetothyriales; Herpotrichiellaceae.
AUGACAGGAUUAGCGGAAGAUGUGCUCAGUGUGAUCGCUAUGACAUUAGACCUUGAUCCAGCCUACUUUCGAGAAUUCUGCAGCGAGCCUGCUGCUGUCUUGAGACUGUUGCACUAUCCCCCUCAGGCUCCCGACGCUAGCGAGGAUGAGCGAGGCAUCGGUGCGCACACUGGUUUCGGCGGGAUCACACUUCUUCUGCAGGAUGAAGUGGGAGGCCUCCAGGUUUUCGAUGAACCCACUCUCUCAUGGAUCGAUGUCAAGCCUACGCCCGGUGCCUUUGUGGUCAAUUUGGGCAAUGUGAUGAUGAGAUGGUCCAAUGACCGAUAUGUUUCAAAUCUCCAUCGCGUCAUCAACAGCAGCGGCAAGGAACGCUACAGUAUACCGUUCUUCUAUUCAGGUAACCCUGACUUCGUGAUUGGGUGCCUUCCGGGGUGCGAGGACGGGUCGAGAGGGUCCAAAUAUGACCCUAUGAAGGUCCAGGACUGGAUCUUUGGGCGGCAUACCAACACAUUCAAGGAAGCCAAAGGAUUAAAUGAGCUGUCAGCCCUUGCAAAAGUGGCGUGA